Molecule: messenger RNA, 3915 nt
Organism: Mizuhopecten yessoensis (Yesso scallop)
Lineage: Eukaryota; Metazoa; Mollusca; Bivalvia; Pectinida; Pectinidae
Product: zinc finger protein 239-like
Exons: 4
Coding region: 1279-3033 (584 amino acids)
Biological process (GO): regulation of transcription by RNA polymerase II
Molecular function (GO): RNA polymerase II cis-regulatory region sequence-specific DNA binding; DNA-binding transcription factor activity
Source: RefSeq, a predicted model, not a curated record
GGUCCAGGGUCUGUAACUCGUGGAUUUAAAGCCUACAACUCUCGAACAUCUGCGCUUGCGCACUGACGUAUUAGCUGAACAAUCAGAAGCCACAACACGGCCUUAUAAUGGACGGACCAAUAGCCGUUAAACCUCAUAGGAGGGCAGUGAGGACUACAGAAAGGACGUGUUCCCGUAGACCUCAGUAGCUGUGACAGCCUGUCCGCAUCUAAGGAGCUGUCCGACCUUAGAGCGUGACCUGGAUGAGCAGGACUUCUGAAUCUCAGAGGGCCCGGUAAGCGUCAAUUUACCCCCUCAAGUCGACCGAACACAGACUUCGUCAGUGAAGUGUAGACUAUAAACCCAUCAACCAACCAAACGCUAAACCUUAUUUCGUUGAGUACAGUCCAACAUGUCGGACGUACACCUAGGAGCUCAAAAGCAGUAAGAAACCAGUACAAGCCGACCAUAAAACAACAGACACCAGCUAUGGUAUGGAUAUUGGCGCAACUGAAGACAUUAAAAUGCAGGCAUGUGACGACUGAGGUCUGCAGAUGGUUAUAACCAAACGAUACAUGGAACAAUUGAUAUGGCACCGAAUAAUGUAACUAGGUACAACGAAGAAACACUACGCUUGACUACCAAUUUAAGAAAACGGAAAAGGCGUCAUAAUGUGAGGAUCUCAAAGUCACAGAGAAGAGAUAUUGCUGUAAAUGACACAGAUAUUCACUAUUCUAUCCAAUGUCCUGACAUCGAAUACAUGGAUAUACAAUAGAUUGUUGUAAGGCCAUCACUUAAUAGAGUAUAUCAUAUUAAGUGCAAAGUUUGUAUAAAAGAUUCCAAAGUGAUCAAAAUCGAAUCAAUGAAAACAAAUAUAUACAUACAACGGAAAAGUAGUGGAAAGGAGACAAAAAUGACAGAUGAACGUCAGGAGAAGGCGAUGAGAACUGAUACACAGGUUGAUACAGAUGAGAUGAAUACAUAUUAAGAUCAUGACAGAACUCGGACAAAACCGUCACAAGAGAGGGAGAAUUAUAACGACUCUUAUAUGUAGAUCGUGAUAUUUGUGUGAAUAAGCAGGUUACAAAGUUAAGGCAAAGACAUAGAGGACAAAUUUCUUGGGAACAAGUUAGGAUUAUUCAUGUUUUGAGCAAAUAUGUUUCAAAUAACAGCCAGCAAAGUUAAAAAGGUGACAAUUAAGGGAAAACAGCAUCUUCUCUUUUAGUCUUUCAAUCUUGUAAUAACGAGAAAUGUGCCUACAGUGAUGACGUAGUUCAAAGGUCAAGAAAUGAUGCAACAAUGGGAAUAAUGUAUCGCUGUGCUGACAGGGAUGGCAAAGGUCAAAGGUCAAAAAAUGGUGUGACAAAUAAAACAAUGUCUCGCUGUGUUGACAGUGAUGACGUAGUUCAAAGGUCAAGGAAUGGUGUGACAACUAGAACAAUGUCUCGCUGUAUUGAAAGUGAUGACGUAGUUCAAAGGUCAAGAAAUGGCGUGACAUCUAGAACAAUGACCCGCUUGCUGGAUAAACAGGAGCACAGUAAAACAGAACCGCUCCAAGAAAGAAAAUGGACUUCCUUUGAGAUCACACAUUUGCGUCGUGCUAUCACAUUUAUACCCGAGGAUCACCCGGACUUUUGGGAUUUAGUACAACAGAUGGUAAUAACCAAGACCAGAAAGGAAUGCCAGGAGCAACACCGAAGAGAUCUAGUGACAGUGACGCAAAUUGAGCAGAUGAAAGCAAACACAACAACCUAUUGUAUAAGUAAAGAAGUCUCUUAUUCGACAAAAGAUAUCAGGAAGGGGAAAAUGCCUCAUAUCAAAGUACAGGAACAGCCUAAAGACGUCAGGAAGGGGAAUAAGCCUCAUAUCAAAGUAAAGGAACAGCCUAAAGACGUCAGGAAGGGGAACAGGCCUCUUUUCAAAGUAAAGGAACAGCCUAAAGACGUCAGGAAAGGGAAUAGGCCUCAUAUCAAAGUACAGAAACAGCCUAAAGACGUCAGAAAGGGGAAUAGGCCUCUUAUCAAAGUACAGAAACAGCCUAAAGACGUCAGAAAGGGGAAUAGGCCUCAUAUCAAAGCACAGAAACAGCCUAAAGAAGAAAGCAAAACAUAUAAAGAAAAAUACAAUUGUGACAGUUUUAGUCAUCGUAAUUGGAAACAAAAUGUCGGUGGUUCUUGUGAAAAACCCUACAAAUGUCAUGUUUGUGAUAAGGUGUUCAUUGAAAAGAGCAGCAUGGAGAUCCAUCUCACGUCACAUACAGGAGGUGAAUUCAACAAAUGUCAUGUUUGUGGUAAGGAGUUCCAUGCUAAACGAAACAUGCAGAGACAUGUUCGUGUACAUUCUAGGGAAAGACCUUACACAUGCAAUAUAUGUGGUAAAGAUUUCAAAAGCAAGUGUGUUAGGCAGAAACAUCUUCGCAUACAUACCGGAGAAAAACCUUACAAAUGUGAUGUUUGUGGUAAGAAAUUCAACGUCAGAAUGGACCUACAGAGACAUGGUCGGGUACACAACGGAGAAAAGCCUUUCACGUGUGAUAUUUGUAGUAAAGGAUUUUGUGACAAACGUGAUGUACGAAAACAUAGGAUGAUACAUUCAGAGGAAAAGCGAUACAAAUGUGAUAUUUGUGAUAAAUCCUUCAGUAGAAAGUACACGCUAAAAGUACAUAUCCGAAUACACUCUGGCGAGAAACCUUACAGGUGUGAUAUGUGUGGUAAGUGUUUCGGUGACAAGGGGGACAUGCGGAAACACCUGAGGACACAUACUGGAGAAAAACCUUACAACUGUGAUUCCUGUGGUAAAACGUUUAGUAGAAGUGACAGCUUGCAAAUGCAUAUUCGUAUACAUACUUCAGAAAAGCCAUACACCUGUGAUGUGUGUGGUAAAAUGUUUAAUCAGAAGAGCAACUUUCGUAUACAUUUCCGCAUUCAUAAUGAAGAAAAACUUUACAAAUGUGAUAUGUGUGGUGAAGGUUUCAGUGACAAACGAUCUAUCCGGAAACAUGGCUUGUAUUCUGAAAAGAAAACUUCUUGCAAAUGUGUUAUUCGUAGUAUAUAGGGAAGAUCAUCUUUAAAAGCAUUUUGGGGAAAAAUUCGUAGAAUAUGUUUGUAGGAAGGUGUCAAAUACAAAUCAGUAUAUACACAAAAAUGUUCUGAUACAUACUGGAUCAAACGAUAAAAUACUUAGACAAGUGAUGAAAGGGAUUAUAUUCAGAGGAUUACGUGAAGACUAGAGCGUAAUAUAUAUAAGUCCUGCUUAUACAUUUUUUUUAAUUUUUCGAAACUGUCUUACAAUCCAAUCUUUAAUGAUAAGAUUACGGACCUGCCACGUUUGUAUUGGAUUCCAAAAAAUAUUAAAGAAACUUUGUAGUUAACAUUCUUAUUGCUGGCUCUACUAAUUGAUCAAAUAAACUAUUAUCUAAACUUCUAACUACCAUUUUAGAUCACUUAAUCAGGGUCACAGUAGAAGUGCAUAUUAUGUAUUUCUUUACUAAAACGAUUACCAACAGAGAAAAAUUAUUACGCUGAAAAAAAAGCGUUACGAUUUCGGUUUUUCUAUCCAGAAGUUUCCUUUUUUGAUAGUAAUAUCCAUGCUUCCCGACCAUAAAAAAGGCCGAUGUUUACAUGUUGCAGUUAAAUCGAUACUCAAAAACGUGCUCCGAAUGUCAUGAUGUCCGUGAUGGAUGUCAACUAGCGAUAGAAAACAGCACAAUUUGUCAAUGGAUGCAGGUUUAUUAAUAACUGCGGUCAAGUUUUGUGGUCGCAACCAGGACCACAUUGGGAACUAUUCUAUAUGCUUAUGUGAUUUAUGAAGGUCGGUGUUUACGAUAAAUAUGUGACUUGUUGCUUCGUUGGCCUUACCCUGGUUCUGACUUUGUGGAUUUUUUUAUCACUACAGUGUUUAUUAUGAUUAUAGAAGUUUUCAAUAAAUUGUUCAAUG